Messenger RNA from Lytechinus pictus (painted urchin), 6573 nucleotides. Its product is annotated as large ribosomal subunit protein mL37-like. The record is from RefSeq and is a predicted model, not a curated record. The transcript has 6 exons. Lineage: Eukaryota; Metazoa; Echinodermata; Echinoidea; Temnopleuroida; Toxopneustidae. Gene Ontology annotation, cellular component: mitochondrion. The coding region runs from base 108 to 962 and encodes 284 amino acids.
GUAGUGUAGCGCUAGCCAAGUAGCCAACUGUGACUGCACCAGCACGCUGGAUUAAAAUCACUAUAGGCCUAGGGCCUACUUACGUACGAGCUUGUGUCCAUCUCAUCAUGCCAGCAAGUCUUACCACCAGGCUUUUGCUCAAGUCUAGCAGUGGCAUCGCCUGCAAGAGAAUCCUGAGUGGUCCCCUAGUUAUUCCGGGACAGAAAUGGAUCCUCGCCCGGGGAUAUCGUCCGGAGAAGAAGAAGCAGAUUCGAGAGAGGGGCAAAGAGCGCAGGAAGACGACCGCUAGGAAGGUUUACGAGAUGUUAGAUCUACCUAGCCCCUACAAGAUACCAGAAAAGGAAAUGAUUGCUGACUACCAUCCUCGGUAUAUGAACCGAGUGGAAAUGAACGUGAACAACCCUCAUUAUCACGAAGAAAAGACUUAUAUCUUCAAUCAUCGAUGUCGUCUUGAAGAGGGCAUAAAGCAGGCCUUGUGGCUGACCAAGAGCAAACUCAUGGGGGAGGGACAGCUGCCAGAACGGAUACAGGAGCUAGCAGCUCGUCUGGAGUUUCCUGAUAUGGAGGAAAGAGUCUUAAGAUCGAUUAGGAAAUGCCGUCAGUACGACAUGCAAAGUAAACUCAUCCCUGUUGAGAGAUUUAGUUACACACAGAACAUGGAUUUUAUCCAUCUUUGUCAGCUGAUGUGUGGCCAGUAUCCAGAGUUAUUACAAAGAGCUCAGACAGAUGGUUGUUAUGUAGCUGCAGCCUGGCAUAGAGGUAAUGAGCAGAUUCAGGUUCGUGGUCGGUCUGGUCUACUAGUCUCCUCUGCCAGACCCUUAGAUAGGUUAGCGAGUCCAGAGGAGGUAGCCGAGACUGCCUCUCACACCCUACCAGACUUCUAUCCUCUAGCUCCAACAAUUGAUCUCUUGACUCGUAACAUCUAUAAGGACAAUCACAAUUUCACAGGUGAGAUCUUAUAGGGCAUCAGCCUUAUGUCGCAGUCACAUUUCCCCUACGGCGGCCGUACGGCUAGUUGAAAACAGCUGUUCAUUUUCUGUACAAGCUACACAUUGGUGAUUUUAAUAUAAAUGACUAAAACAGCUAUUUUUGACUCUCCGUAUGGCCGCUGUAGGGGAUAAUGUGUCUGCAGCAUAAAUAGUCCCACCUCAAGUCAUCAAUUACACAUAUCUGGCCAACUUCAUUACCCAUAAUGCAAUAUUUUCAGUCGUGAAGUCUUGUAAUACUGGCCCACUUGCAUGAUAACUUACUAAAAUCACUACGCAGUACAUUCAUAUCACAAUUAUUUCAUUUCAUUUAUUGUUUUUUGCAACAUUUUUCAUAACAAAAAUCUGGACAAGAAAAUGUGUAUCUAAAAUUUGAGAUCAAGAUAAUGAACAAAUGAUUUUGUACAUAAAUCAUCAAACAAAUCAUACAUGAAUUUUAAAAUUUAAGUGGUAUUUUCUGUUACACAAUAUAUAAGAUGGUUGCAAGGUUCCUCACAAAAGCAAAGCUUGAAAGCGUGACAGGCCUAUAUUAUGAUAGCAAUAAAAAACAUUAGUUUCUCUACAGAAAUAAGAUUAUAGGCAAAUUCAUUCUAUGUUUUACUUAUUUGAAUAUCAAAAGGCAUAGCUUUUGACACACAGUCAAUGGGACUCUACUCACUGUGUUGGUCAGUUGGUUUAUUUCCAAUUGGUCUAAUGCCAAUUUGUACAAUUACCAUCUCGUCUACUAUCAUUUGGUCUAUCAUCAAUUUGUCCACAUGGUCUAAUUACCAUUUCGCCCACUCACCAUUUUGUCUAUUAACCAGUUGGUCCUAUAGCCAUUCAAUCCAUAUACCAUUUGGUCUAAUUGGACUUAGUGUUACCUGGGCGAAAUGAAUGAAAAUAAAAUGGGAAUUAGACCAACUGGUUAUGAGAAGAACUGGUGAUUAGACGAAGUGAUGAUUGGACCAAAUGAUAGUAGACGAAUGGGCAAAUUACUGAUCAAUUCACUUAUCCAUCAAAGGUCUUUAAAGGCGACCGCACACCUUACGAUUGGUCUACAACCCGAUUUCAGAAUAAAAUGUAGUAGAGUUUGAUGGUAAUAUUGAGACUUGGAAUAUCUUACUGUGUAAUGUUCUAAAUCAUCGUAGAAUACCUAUGUUCACUAUGCUAUCAUCCUUCUUAGAAUAAGAACGAAUUUAAUAUCUAGUCGUAAUGGCGUCAUAGCAAUCGUACGAUUGGCUACGAUUUGAAACUAUUUUGGCCUUUACUCCAAAGUAAAGGCUUGUAAUCUUUCAAAAUGAUUAUAUUAGAAUUCUUUCAAUUAAUUUUAACCUCAAAUAAAAUGAUAUGUUCCAUUCACACUUUCAGAAAAUGAGCAAAAUGCGAUUUGUUCCAAAAUUGGAUCACGAACAGUCGUAAGGUGUGCGGUGGCCUUAAGACUUCAGGAGGAUCUCUGUGGACCACCCCCCCAAAAAAGUACUUUAUAAAUAAAUAUUCAGCCAUUGACGUCGUUUCAGGGUUACUAUCUGUAUGUUUAAUGUGUAGAUUUAUAUCUGCAUGUUUACUUGUUUGUGAAGAGAUUGAGUUAUUUUACUUAUUAUCCCCCACCCCACUUUUUUGUGUACACAUUUAUUCAAAUGAUUUUGUUGGAAUUUUAGCAAAAUUUGAGUCCGUAUAUUUUCUGGUCAAUUGAAUCCAAAGUGUUGAGUAUCUUGACUCGGCAUUUUCACCUUGUCAGGAAAAUUGAUCUUUGGAAAAGAAAACUCUCCUGAUCCAUGAUAUGUUACCAUGACAACACUGCCUCAUGUUGUUUUGGUUUACAUGGAUUGAGAAACAUUUGUACCAAGUGAUCCCCAAGUUUUUGUUUUGUGUGUGUGUGUGUGUGUGGGGGGAUCGUCCCCUGCCUCCCUCCCCCAUCUGCUGCGUAUGUACACUUCGACAGUGGUGUACAUGCUACCUGCAUGUAAUUGUUCUAGCUCAUAUUUCAUACUAUACAUACAGAGAUGCCAACCUCCAAAAAGCAAAAACAGUAUUCUGAGAGGAAAAGAACAGUAUUUUGAUUUAAAAAAAAGUAUUUUGUAAAAUAUAACGAAGAGAAACGACCAAGCCGGGGAGAGGGGGUGUCCCUCUCCCACAGUAAGGAGAUUUUUCAACUUUGGGGUUCAGAAUCCUGCAUGGUGCAUUCUCUGGUAAGAUGAUUCCAUUUCUAACAAAACACAUAAAUCAAACCAGAAAAAAAAAUGAAACCAGCACAAGCGAAUAAGAUUUAUAUGUCUUAAAAAGAUGCAAUAAAAACAAAUAUCUAACCAUAGAACCUUACAGCAGGCACUGUCGAAUGUAAAGUGUAGAAAAAUGGUCAGGAUUUAUCAAUCAUACCACACACUGCUUUUAACAGACUAAACACAUGUAGGCUUACAGUGGAGUUCCAGUUCAUGCACAAUGAUUGAUAUACAUGUGCUGUACUUCUCACUUCCAUACUGCUUUUAAUAUCAGACAAAAUUCAGAUGAGUUCCAAUCAAAGUUCUCCAGUCACUGAUUAAAAAAAGACAGCUAAAUUCUUUACAGAAGUCUCUGAGUCACAUUGAAUACAUCUAGGUAAAUUGUUAGAAUAGCAGAGAGCAUUGUAGUUUAAAAAGUGAACAUGAUGAUUCUUUUGUUGUAAGUUAUUUAUUGAAGCUGGUUGCUGCCUUCUUACAUGCCUCCAGAGUAGCAUCAGAAAAACUGGUUUGGAAGCAAGCCCUAUUCAUGGAAGCUUUCUGCGUUAGUACAUCCGAUAAGGUUGCAGGAGACAAGUUUGGUCGGAAAUCAGUUGCAUUUCUUCUCACAAGGCUAAAAAGCCUUUUGUCUGAAGCAUUGCUGUGGGCGAUAGAGAGCACCAGGAGCAUGACUUUUGGGAGGUACACAUAUUUCUGAUUCAGAGAGGUAUCGUUCAUAUCGGAAAUGAGAAGCCAUAUUGUGUCAGCUCUUUCCUCCAAAGGGAUGCCAGGAAGAGGAUCUGUUUGGAAGUUGCCAUACUCCAAUUCAAGUUCAUCCAGCUUAUCUUGCAUGUACCCAAACCUUCUCACAAAGUAAGAUACGCUAUAGCAAAGCUUGUCUCCAUCCUCAUCCUUGGAUUUGCAACACGGGCAUGCUGUAUGACUUCACCCUCAAAAGGGAACUUGGCCAGAACAUAAUUGCACACAGACAGAAAGUACUUUCGGACUGCUGCAAAGAACUCUGUCUUUUCAUCCUGGGUGAGCUUCCCCGAGGCAAGAGAUUCUCGGACUGCAUUUCUUAGAAUCCAGUCUUCAUUGCUUUUCUGAUUCAUUUCAGAUUUGUAGUCUACCAAGCUGAUUUUAGACGCACCAGCUAUGACAGUAGGCUUGACAAAGCGAACUAACAGAUUAUGGAGAAGGCGUUGUAGUUUGUCAUACAGUAGAUGUAUUUUUGGAGUUUCCUCUUGAAGCUCCAAAUUCAGAUGAUUGUACAUUGGGAUGACAUUUUGGAUGAACAAGCAGUACAACUUAUUCCUAUCCUGAAACUUGCUGAAGAUUCCACCAGCCUUGUUUGCGCUCUGUUGAGAUGACCCAGCAACAGUUCUGCCUUGUGUUGAAGACUUGGUACUCUUGGGUGUCACCCCAUUCUUGCUGAAGGUGUGACUAUGUGACCUUGAACCGGCAAACAACUUUACAGUACCCUGUGAUGUACUCUUGUUGACCACUCAAUGAUGAAUCUUUACCCAAACUUGCAGGAGGAUUCUUACUAGAAGCCAGAUUCACUUUGGUUGUAGACUUGGUUGUAGACUUUGCAGUGGUUGUAGUGCUUACUUUGACCUAAAAAAGGAGUGGGAAAAUGAACAUUUGUGAUUUCUUUUAACUAUUUCAUGGCAAUUUGUUUCCAUUUUAAAUAUUUCAAUGAAUGGACUUAUUCCUUAUAAAAUUCAAUAUUCACUCAGUUAUUCAAUGCUGGGUUCUUUUCUUCUUUGCUUCGGUCAUGGUAUUAGAAACACCAGUGGAAAACGUCAUAACUAAAGAGUACAGGGCCUACAGGGUGCAUUGGUUGUUGAAUUAUAUUUGAUUUCUAACCAAGAUUUACAGUUUAUGAUGAUUUACAUUAUACAUGAAAAGUUAUAAAAGAACAAAUAUCCACUAAGACUAAAAGAGCAAUGAAUGGCUUAAAAAGCAUCAAUCAUGGACUGAUUACAUGUAUUAGCAGAAACAAAAUUAAAUGGAUCAUUCAGAUGCAAAUGAAGUACUCACUGAAGUAUGUGGUUUCUUGAAGGACUUCAUAGCACUGCUCAGAGUGAGUGAAGAUGAAGAGGCCAGAAUAGGAUGCUUGAUAAUACUCCAGUUCUUGGUUGGAUUGGCAGAACUGUUCGUGGUCAUCUUUUUUAUAAAAAUAGACAAAGUGAAGAAAAAGAUCAGGUAAAAUUUAACAACCUUUUCUCAUUGAGUAACAAAUCACACUUAGAUUUAUUUCUGAGGAAAUAAAUCAGUAUUUAAUCAUCAAAUUGGAAACAUUAAUUUCUUUAUUUUUAUGGCAAUUUGGUGAAACUUGAUGUUUUGUGUAGACAAUAUAAACAUUUGGCAAUCCUUUCCAAUCGAUAAAGUUGCCAAUUUGCUCCUAGAAUAGUGAUCUUCAAUCUUUGUAUAUGUUGCCAAUUUAAGAAUUUGCAGAUUAUUUUGCCUAUAAUUUUCUAUUAGUCAUUGCACCUUUAAACUGACAAAUGAGGGGUUCUUUUUUUAAGUAAUUGUUUCUUUGGUAAAUUCUUUAGAAUUUUUUUUUUUAGUCAAUCAAGAAUGAUUGUACAUCGGUCCACAUUUUGAUAUGGUCUGGUACUGAAUGGGCUAAAGCAGUACAUGUUACUAAAUGUUUGACAUGGUAUAAUGGUAUAAUUAAUUUUAAAUUGAGUACAUCAUGGUCUGAAGUUGUCAGGUUUUACUCAUUAUUUUUUUCAAACUUACGGAAGAUGCACAUUUCUUGAUUGCACAAGGGUUAGUACAAGCCAAUGUCUUGGCGGAUGACUUGGCAGAUGACUUGGCAGAUGACUUGGCAGAUGUUUGAGUUGAGCCUAUAACAGAACCAUCUUUAGAGAGAUCUGGACCAUCGUGGCUGACUUUUUGCUUCUUUGACUGGGGAGGGACUGAUGAUUCCUUACAUUUUCUCUUUCCAGAUUCGGCUUUAGAUUGGAAGUAUAGCUGAAGUGGGGUCCAUUGCUCCAGCAGUCUGUUCAAUGCAUUUUCCAGGGAGAGCCACCUUGUACAUACAUGUCGCAAAAUUGAAUGAGUUUGAACACCACUCAUGGUUUGGAAGCUGUUGAACUCUUUGUGGCGUUUGCUAGACUUCUCCAAGUAAUAAUACACUUGGAUCAGCAAGUCUUCUGGAGCAAAUGGGAGCUCUUGUGCCCCCUUCACAGCUGCCAAAUGCAGUCUAUGGCACAGGCACAGAGAUGCCAACUUUUGGAAAUCAGAAGGGAGGAUUUGCAACCGACACCAAAUUAUGUGCGCGUAGCGCACAUCUCGAGCGCUCGACCCUUGCGGCCGGGGUUUCUAGAUGCUCUCUGGUGCAAUCUGACCCUUAUUUUGGAGCAUUUCACAUGUUUUUAAAGAAACAUUGUUCCCACUUUUUU